Messenger RNA from Diceros bicornis minor, 291 nucleotides. RefSeq names its product defensin beta 1 (gene DEFB1). Lineage: Eukaryota; Metazoa; Chordata; Mammalia; Perissodactyla; Rhinocerotidae. Gene Ontology annotation, cellular component: extracellular region. The record is from RefSeq and is a predicted model, not a curated record. Gene Ontology annotation, molecular function: CCR6 chemokine receptor binding. Gene Ontology annotation, biological process: defense response to Gram-negative bacterium; defense response to Gram-positive bacterium; innate immune response in mucosa. The transcript has 2 exons. Bases 55 to 261 code for a protein of 68 amino acids.
UCCAAGGAGCCUCUCCUCCUUCUCCUGCCAUCCCAGACCAGCCUGCCAGCCACCAUGAGGGCUCCCUACUUGCUGCUGCUGACUUUCUGCCUCCUCUUCUCCCAAGUGUCCUCAGGUGUCAGCUAUUUGACAGCUCUCGGCCACAGGUCUGACCACUACAUCUGUGCCAGGAAUGGUGGCACCUGUCACUACUCUUCGUGCCCUCUCUUCACCAAGAUUGAAGGCACCUGUUACGGCGGGAAGGCCAAGUGCUGCCUCUGAGCUGGGAGCGAUGGGAGAAAGAAGACAGAA